Messenger RNA from Styela clava, 2518 nucleotides. RefSeq lists its product as uncharacterized. The record is from RefSeq and is a predicted model, not a curated record. Lineage: Eukaryota; Metazoa; Chordata; Ascidiacea; Stolidobranchia; Styelidae.
UAUAGGCCUAAUUUUCUUAAUAGAAAACCAGCUGGAAUGAAAAGUAUGGAAAAUGUUUCAGUUGGAGAAACUAUCAUCUUAUUGUUUUGUCUUUCGAUCAAAUUAACUUACUCAACGGUAAUAGAAGAUGAUGAUUGUAAAUCAUGGUGUAUCACAGAAAACAACAAAAAUUGUUCGCAAAUUAUGAAUUGUGGAAUAGAGAAACGACAUGACUGGUAUUUUCCAAAAGGACAUCAUCCACCACCAAAACCAAUAGAUUUUAAGAUUCAAUUGAAAUGUGAUAAUAGAAACAAGUCUGAUAUAAAAUUAGGCCUUCAUAUAUCAUGGAAAAUCAGAGGUGAAUUUAUUGAGAGUGGAUUAGUGACACAUUUCGUUCUACUGUUGGAAGAUAAUGAAUUAUUGAACGAUGAAUUCAUAAAAAUAAUAAUUCCAAAGAAUCUAUCCAAGAAUAGAUACAUAAAAACAGAAUACUUCUAUCACAAAACUGAAGAUACAUUCGAAAUAUACAGAAAUGGAAGAUAUUCUGUCACCAUCUUUUCUGAGCCAAGAAUGACAAAUAGCCAAACUAGUGAUGCCAUCUUACAUGAAGUAGUACCAACUUAUUUUGAAGAUCAAAUUGAAGGAUGUCGGAAUAGUACUUCUGUAACGGUUUCUCCUCCAACCAAUUCUAAUGAAAAAUAUGUGAUAAUGAUAGUAAUAUCAGCUACGUUCUUUACUCUAACACUGAUUGCUUUGGUAGUUGUGUUGAAAAUGUUGCACAAAAAGAAAGACGGCAAUUCAGUGAAAAACAUCUUCAUAUUCCUAAAUCCAGCAGUUUUAGGCAACGAACAGUUAAAAGAAGAAAUCUAUAAGUUUUCCAAACUAUUCUCAAGAAAAGCACAAUUUGAAGUUCGUAUCAAUCUCGAAAAUAACUCAACAAGUGAUCCAAUUUUGCCAAAAAUACAAUCAAACAUAACAUGGGCAGACAUUGUCACUCUCGCAAGUAUUCCAGAUGAUGCGGAAUAUGAUGAAGAAAAAUUUUCAGCUGCGAACAACGCUGUCACCCAUUCCUUGGAGGUUGAUAUCCUAAAGUGGCAACAUUGCUCCAAACAUGUUAUUGUGGUUCAUAGCAAUGAUCUUCAAAAACACAAAAAUUGCCCUUUUCUCAAGAUGCCGAAAAUAACAAAGGUUCAUGUGGGUGGAGGAAAAUGGGAUCGUGUUUACAAGAAGAUAUCAGCAAAUACAAUUGAUGAUACUGUGGAAAGUCAACCCUUAGUAACAAUAGAUUCGAGCAUUGGUACUGAGAGUGGAAAUACUCUCAGGACAUAUUUAGAUACCAACACUGAAGAAAUGGAAUUAUGAUAAUGAAAUUCGUCAAAAUCGUUUACACUUACUAAUCGAUCCCUUGUGAGUGACAAGUAGAAUGAUGACAGUGUGUCAGGUGAUAACUUCUACUAAUAAAUACUGAACAUGAUUGCAAAAGAAACACCGAACUAAUGAGAUUUCAAAUAUUGUUUGCGAGAAUAUGUAAACUUUAUGAGAUAUAUGAAACUUUGAUUGAAAUAAAUUGCGCAAUAACAAGAGUGAUAUAUAGAUCAAUUAGAGAAAUGUAUAUUUUUGUACACCGCAUAUCAAUUGCUAUUACCGAAGCAGUGAUGCAAAAUAAAAUUGCUGCAUGAGAGUAUUAUCAUCGUAUCACUUAACUCAAAGAGGCAUGGAUUGGGAUGAUGCAGUGAUAUGUUUUUGAUGUUAUCAUGGCACAUAGAUCAAGAAUUAAUGUAGAAUAUUGAAAUACAUAUUAUUGUUGAAUUUCUGUGUCUCAUUUUGUAAAUGAUUCUUAAUAAAAGAUUAUUUAUAAAAAUAUAGACAAAGCCUGGGUUAAUGUGUAUGGCAUGAUGUUAUCUAUUUGUGAACUAAAUAUUACAUUACAAAGAUUUAGCAGAAUAAAAAAAAUAAUUUUAACAUAAAAUGUCGGAUUAGGAAUUUAUGCUUGGUGGGGAAAAAUCUGAGUGUUGACAAGGGCCUCACUAAAUUACUCGCCUGUUGCACACCCAUGUCCUACACUAUCUGUCAUUUCUAUGAAGUUUAUUCGCGAAGUUUGCUUCGAAUAUUGCCCACUACAAGCUGUCACUAAUAUUUAAGAAUAUGUAAGGAGCUACUAGGUAUAUAAUUACUGAAGACGGUAAUCUUUCUCAUCCAGCAUUAUCUACCCAAUUUAUUAUAUCUGUGUGAGGUGGUUAGCAUGGGACUUGAACCCGAGAUGUGCCAAUAUAUUUAAGCCUUACGCUUUUUAGGCCAAUGCUCCGACCCUUCUGUUCCUUUUUUAACUGUGAUAAUAUGACACUGUUGACUGCUUGAUGGUGUUGGUUGGCAGGGGACUUGAGAUGUGUUAAUUGGUUGGCAGGGGACCCGAGAUGUGCUAAUUUAUUCAAGUAUACACUUUUAAUCAGUAGACCAGUGGUUCCCAAACUAUGGGUCGCGACCCACUGGUGGGUUGCAAAAGGAAUCUUGGUGGGUCGUGAAAAGAUGUAGAAAGCUU